This is a messenger RNA of Durotheca rogersii, 1332 nucleotides long. Its product is annotated as mitochondrial phosphate carrier protein. NCBI's taxonomy places the organism in Eukaryota, Fungi, Ascomycota, Sordariomycetes, Xylariales, Xylariaceae. Gene Ontology annotation, biological process: mitochondrial phosphate ion transmembrane transport. Bases 1 to 1332 code for a protein of 443 amino acids. Gene Ontology annotation, cellular component: mitochondrial inner membrane. Gene Ontology annotation, molecular function: phosphate transmembrane transporter activity. The transcript is spliced from 5 exons. The record is from RefSeq and is a predicted model, not a curated record.
AUGAUCAUCACACGCCUCAUCUCGCUCACCAACUUCGCCGUCGCCUCGUCCGCGCUCGGCUUCCAAGUCUUUGUCCUCUACCCGUGGCACAACCAGCUGGACCAGUCUUUCGAGGAGCUCAAGAAGGAACAUCUCAGGGUUCUGGAGGCGGUGAGGGAGGUCGCGAAGGAGGUGGACCCCAAUUCGCGCAAAGGCACGGCCGACUCUAUCCUGGGCCGCCUGGGGAUGAGCGCUUUUAGCAUCAGAAGUCUUCUUUCGUCUAGAGAACCCCUCUCCCCAAGUGUCUUGGACAACAGUAAUGUUGUGAAAUAUGCCGCGGACGGCAUCCCCCCUGUUCCUCCCGUGUCGGGCAUGCGGAUAUCGGACUUGGCGAGAUACGCCGUCUCGGGAGCCAUCUGCUGUUCCUUCACCCAUGCCAUACUAACCCCCGUCGACGUUGUCAAAACCCGCGUGCAGCUCGAGCCUGCAAAAUAUAACCGAGGUUUAGCCGGCGGCAUGCGUCAAAUAGUCGCCAGCGAUCGUCCAGCUGCCCUGCUCACGGGGCUUGGCCCGACCGUCACGGGAUACUUCCUGCAGGGCGCCUUCAAAUUCGGCGGGUACGAGUUCUUCAAGAGGCAGGCCAACGACUGGCUGGGACCCGAAAAGGCGGCAGCCAAUCGCAACGCCGUCUACCUCGCUUCUUCCGCCGCUGCCGAGUUCCUUGGCGACAUCCUGCUCUGUCCCUUCGAAGCUGCGCGCAUCAGGCUCGUGUCGCAACCGUCAUUUGCUCCCGGCAUGGCGACGGCCCUGGCGAAGAUGGCGAGGCACGAGGGCAUGGCGGGUCUGUACUCGGGCUUUACACCGAUCGUGCUGAAACAGGUCCCGUAUACGAUGGCGACAUUCGUAGUGUACGAGAAGGCGAUUGAGGCGGCAUACACGUGGGUCGACAAGGAGAAGGCGUCGAGCGCGACACUCUCGGGCGUGAAUCUCGGCUGUGGCCUGAUUGCCGGCAUGGCGGCGGCCAUCGUUUCGCAGCCGGCGGAUACGGUGUUGAGCAAGAUCAACAAGGAGAAGGGCCGCCCCGGCGAAGGGACCGCACGCCGCAUCUUCAACAUCGUGAGCCAGCUCGGGCUGCGCGGGAGCUACGCCGGCAUCGGGCCGCGACUCGUCAUGGUCGGCGGAAUGACGGCUGUCCAGUUCGGAAUUUACGGCCACAUUCAGAGGGCCCUCGGCGCGACCAGCGACGCCCCUAAAACGACGGCGAUCAGCGAAGCGCACAAAGUGGCGAAGGUGCUCAAAGUCAAGAGCGAGAACAUAGAUCUCGGGAAUCUGUUGCCGACAUCGAAAUACUAG